This is a messenger RNA of Lycium ferocissimum, 699 nucleotides long. Its product is annotated as protein SLOW GREEN 1, chloroplastic-like. NCBI's taxonomy places the organism in Eukaryota, Viridiplantae, Streptophyta, Magnoliopsida, Solanales, Solanaceae. The transcript has 2 exons. The record is from RefSeq and is a predicted model, not a curated record. Bases 1 to 699 code for a protein of 232 amino acids. Gene Ontology annotation, molecular function: protein binding.
AUGGAAUGGUUUUACUUCAACCCAAAACAAGCUAUUUCUACUCCUCUUUCUCCACCACCCACAGUAGAGGAAAAUACCGAAAAAGCCCUCGAAGAGGAGAUUGUUUCUAACCCCGAUGAUGUAUUAAUCUUGAGAAAUUUACUGGAAAAUCGUAUUAAGAAUAGAGAAUUACCAGCUGCCCUUAGCAUAAUAAACAAGUUGAUAGAGCUCGAGCCAAACGAGACCGAAUGGCAUUUCUUGAAAUCCCAUUUAUAUGUUCAUAAUGGGGAGCUUGAAUUAGCUAAAUUAGGUUUUAGAGACAUUAUAUUAAAGGAUCCUUAUUAUAUCGAGGCUUAUCGAGGACUCGUUGUGGCAGCUAUGGAAGAUGAGGAAAUGAAUGAAAUGAAAGAAAUAGAGAAAAUGGUUGUGGAAGGAAUUAAAAUGUGUAAGAAUAAUGAGAAUAAAGAGAGUGAGUUGAGGGAUUUAAAGCUUUUGCUUGCACAAAUAUGGGUUAUUGGAGAAAAAUAUGAUGAAGCGUUGAAGGUUUAUCGCGAAUUAGUGGAUGAGGAGCCGGGGGAUUAUAGGCCUUACUUGUGUCAAGGCAUGAUAUAUACGGCGUUGAAGAAGAACGACGAGGCUGAGAAGUAUUUUGAGAAGUAUCGAGGAUUGGUACCGAAAGAGCAUCCUAAUGCUAAAUUUGAGUUUAUGAUGUCGACUUGA